Messenger RNA from Gossypium arboreum, 822 nucleotides. Its product is annotated as cell wall / vacuolar inhibitor of fructosidase 2. NCBI's taxonomy places the organism in Eukaryota, Viridiplantae, Streptophyta, Magnoliopsida, Malvales, Malvaceae. The coding region runs from base 180 to 707 and encodes 175 amino acids. Gene Ontology annotation, biological process: negative regulation of catalytic activity. The transcript has a single exon. Gene Ontology annotation, molecular function: enzyme inhibitor activity. The record is from RefSeq and is a predicted model, not a curated record.
GAAAUGGAGAUGGUCGAGGAGGCUGAUUAUAUGGAUCCCGUGACCCCAAAUUUUUGGCAGUUGGCCCGCUGCCAAACAAAGCCUCCGCCCUAUCAAUUCAUUGAACCAUCCCAUAUCUCCUGCUCUUUGCUUCAUUAAAAUAAAAUUCACCCUCUUCCUCAACUCUCCCUGGAUAUCAAAUGGGCCCUUAUUUUUUCAUUUUCAGUAUCAUUAUCUCCCUAGCAUUAACCUUAGUGAAUGGAGAUGCUGGUUUGAUCCAAAAAACUUGCAAAACCACCAAGUACUAUGACCUUUGUGUCUCCUCCCUCAAAUCCGAUCCGACUAGCGCCAAUUCGGACACAAAGGGCUUGGCUAUGAUCAUGGUGGGAGUCGGAAUGGCUAAUGCGACGGCCACAUCGACCCUCUUAUCAUCCCAAUUACUUACUACCAAAAAUGACACAAUCAUGAGGAAAGUAUUGAAAGAAUGCUCUGACAAGUAUGCCCACGCCGCCGAUGCUCUUCAAGCUUCCGUUCAAGAUUUCGACUCGGAGUUAUAUGAUUAUGUCUACAUGCAUAUAAUGGCAGCUGCGGACUAUCCAAAUGCUUGCCAUAACGCGUUUAGAAGGUACCCGAGAUUGGUCUACCCGCAACAAAUUGCACGUAGAGAAGAUGGUUUGAAGCAUAUUUGUGAUGUGGUAUUAGGCAUUGUUGAUCAUCUUGCUUCUUAACUUUUUUGGUUUCUCACAUAUUUUCCAUGCGAAUAACUAGUUUUGUUUUGUUUGUGUUUAUUGUUAAUGCUUGAACUAAAAAACAGUGAAUAUUCUUAAUUUUUUUUUUUUUAAA